Molecule: messenger RNA, 249 nt
Organism: Didymosphaeria variabile
Lineage: Eukaryota; Fungi; Ascomycota; Dothideomycetes; Pleosporales; Didymosphaeriaceae
Exons: 2
Coding region: 1-249 (82 amino acids)
Source: RefSeq, a predicted model, not a curated record
AUGGGCGCUGACAACGGUCCUCAGCGCGAAUAUCAUCCUAGGAGCGAGAAAACGGUCCAAUCACUUAUAUCGUUAGUCUAUGUCUUCGUCGGUUCCGUAGCCGUCGGAGAAGGUUGGUGGCGCAUCAUCCCAGGUACCAUUGUCGGUGUCGUUGGCCUGGCGUACAUUGUCCUCGAGUUCAUUCCCUCGAUCGAGCCUCCUGCAAACAUGCGUGAUGCCGACGCCGGCUGGGGCCAAGAACAGGUCUAG